AAAAAAAAAACUCUCCCUCCUUAAAAGUUUCCUAUAUAAACUCUACAGCACAAGCUUCGCUCCUCAAUCUCUCUCCCACCCAAUCAAACCUUUAUUUUGAUAUUUUUCUCUUUGGACAAGAACCUUUGAAAAAAGCUACUAAAAAUGGCUUCCUCCUUUGAACCACCGUCGCCACUGUUUUCUUCCACCGCCGAAACAACCACCGUUUCCUCCUCAAUCGCCGACAUUCAUCCAGAUAUUCUCCAAUCGCAUAUCCUCACACGUCUAGAUGGCCCCACCCUUGCCUCCACCGCUUGCGCCACCACGGAGCUCCAUUCGCUCGCUUCCCAAGAGGAUUUAUGGACUAAUAUUUGUCUCUCCACGUGGCCUUCUACUGACAUGCCACGUCUGCGCCAAGUAAUUUCUUCUUUCCCCAAUGGUCCUCGCUCCUUCUUCUCCGCUUCCUUCCCUCUCCUGACCGUUAACGAGAAUCCCGCCACUUCACUGGUCAGCCGUGACCGUCCAUCAGAACUUAUCUCCGCCGUUGAUAUUUAUUACCGUCACGAGCUUAUUUUCAGUAGAGUUGUGGAGACAAAGACGGAGUCCGGAUGGUUCCGGUGCUCGCCGUUUAGGAUCGACAUGCUUGACCCAAAGGACACGUGUCCAACUCAGAUACCACAUCCGGAAACAGAAGACGAUCGCCGGAAGUUGGCCGAGGAGUUCACUUUAAGUUGGAUUUUGAUCGACUCAGCCGGACGGCGAGCUAUGAAUCUUUCAAGUCAUAAGCCAGUGUCGGUGCAGAGACAUUGGUUGACCGGUGAGGUGCAUGCGCGGUUUGCUUCGAUUUUGGUGGGCGAGAAAGGAUCAGCAUCGGAGUUUGUGCAGUGUGGAAUUCUGGUGACGUGCGGAGGAGGGAGUGAGAGAGGAGGAAUGCACGUGAGGGAAGUGAGCCUGCAAGUGGAGGACAUGGAUGGAAUGUUCAUGAAUGGGAAAGAUAGUUUGGGAAUUUUGAAUAGUUCAUUUGAGGGCAAGAAAGGAAUUAAGGGAAGAAAGGAAGAGGAAGGAAAGAAAAGGUACGAGGAAUUUUUGGAAAUGAAGAGAGGGAGGAAAGAAAGAAAAUUGCGGACUGAAAGUACAUUAGACAUUCUGUGUGUGACUUUUGGGGUCUUAAUCUUUGCCUCUCUUGGAUUAUUUGUUUUAUUUAGAUAAAAAAUGCAGCCUGAAAACUUUCUUUUUUCUUUCUUUUUUUUUUUUUUUUUU
This is a messenger RNA of Jatropha curcas, 1239 nucleotides long. Its product is annotated as F-box family protein. Gene Ontology annotation, molecular function: protein binding. The record is from RefSeq and is a predicted model, not a curated record. Lineage: Eukaryota; Viridiplantae; Streptophyta; Magnoliopsida; Malpighiales; Euphorbiaceae.